Molecule: messenger RNA, 486 nt
Organism: Teleopsis dalmanni
Lineage: Eukaryota; Metazoa; Arthropoda; Insecta; Diptera; Diopsidae
Product: protein sisterless A-like
Exons: 2
Coding region: 1-486 (161 amino acids)
Source: RefSeq, a predicted model, not a curated record
AUGUCAGAGGAACUGAGGCUCUAUAAGCAAACGUAUCAGAAAGAAGAGGAACGUUACGUUCAGCAGAUAUUGGUCGAAAAUCCAGUUAUUGUCGAACGUCGUGGACUAACCACCAACACCACCUCAGGUUCAGAAGAACCACUUAGUCGUGAGGAACAGUUGCGAUGCCAGCGUGCUGAAUCUUGCCGGCGAUCGCGCAUUAAUAAUAAAAUUAAUAAGAAAAGGAACGCUACGUUUAGCACACCUAUGUUGGUCGAAAAUCCAAUUACUGUCGAACGCAGUAGAAAAGUACACAAUACCACCUUGGGAUCAGAGGAACCACUUAGCCGUGAGAAACAAUUACGACGCCAGCAUGCUGAAUCUUGCGGUCAAUCGUAUAAUAAUAACAAGAUCUAUAAGGCAAAAAUUAAAUAUCACAAUAAAUGUACUUCCGAGAAGUCCGAAAAAAAUUGUACGAAUAUUGAAGCACUUCCUGAACGUCAUUAG